Messenger RNA from Scatophagus argus, 997 nucleotides. RefSeq names its product telomere repeat binding bouquet formation protein 2 (gene terb2). Bases 141 to 758 code for a protein of 205 amino acids. Gene Ontology annotation, cellular component: nuclear inner membrane. Gene Ontology annotation, biological process: meiotic attachment of telomere to nuclear envelope; homologous chromosome pairing at meiosis. The record is from RefSeq and is a predicted model, not a curated record. The transcript has 7 exons. Lineage: Eukaryota; Metazoa; Chordata; Actinopteri; Scatophagidae.
AAGACCGAGCAGAGCAGCUAGCCAGAACAGUUUUUGAGACAAAGAAUAGAGAAAGAUAAAGACAGCAAGCUAGCUGCAGUUAUUAUGCUUAAUACUUACUAGCUAAAACAACUGUAUCAGACAGACUGAGAAGUGAAGCCAUGUUUAGGAAUAAGUCAGCCUGGUUUUCGAGCAGUGUGCCACAGACAUAUCACAAUUUUUGGACAUUGCAGAGUGGGAGCCUUGCUGAUUGGAGAUCAGCAGAUUAUCUUUUCAGUGAGGAUGCUACAUGUCCUGAUACACUGAGGAUCUUUGAGAGCAAAGACUACCUCAGGAACAAAGUGGUGGUUUUUCACAGCUUGUUUCUAUCUGCCUGUGAGAAGCGCCAGAGCGUGAAGUCUGUGUGCAUAGGUCAUUAUGUGCUGCCUCCAGCCUCAGUGCAGGAUGAAGUGAGAAACGUGGUUGGGAGGUUGAUUUGGGAGUGUGAAGAUAAACAGUUAGCAGCACAGGGUUCUCAUAGGAGUUUUAGUUGCCAGACAGAAGAUGAGUACAGUGAAGGAGAAGUCAGCAGAAGCAAUUAUGAACCAUCUGAGACAGAUUCAUCAGAAAGUGAAACCCCAGUAUGUGGUAAUCUGUGGGAUGAUCCAGUUAGUAACAUGCUUACAGGGUAUGUCAGUAUGGACAACCUGCAGAAAUAUUCAGGUGAUCUGCGUGAUUUUCAUCCCGGGUGUUUCCGAUGCUCCAACUGUAAAGCCCACUGCUGCUUGCCACACACAUGAGCAAGCAUACAUUAAGACAAAAACAUGCUGAAAAGUAGUAUCAGAUCACAUGUGCUAUUAACAGUUGCAAGCUGAAUAUACCAGCAAACAUGUUAAGAUGUUUUUUUUAUUAUGUUUGUUUGCCUACCUGUAGUUAUGUAUAUAGUUUACACGCACACGCUUAAUGAGUGGAGCAUUUCUAAUGCUAAUCUCAUUAGGUCAUGUCAUGUUGAACAAUAAAAGGAAUCAUCUCUGAAAAA